AUGCAUCGAACUAGUGCCCUCAGAUCAUCUGCUGCACCCGCAGCAAGUGGAUCCAGCAGUGGUGGAUCAGGGAUGCCUCCAAGGCAUUCAUUGAAGAGCUUGUUGGUGUUAUUGGGAGUUAACCCAAUAGUUUUUAAGGUGGAAGAGGAGGAGAAAAGCUCUGUGUUGAUGAAGCUAUCAAAGAUGAAUGAAGGUUUCAACAGUAGUACUGGAGGACCGUGGGAUUUACCAGCAGUGUAUAAAGGAGGAAAGUACUUAAGAGGUUUUGAUAAAGUGAUGGAGAGUCAUGUAAAGGGUGAAUUAGUUCCCAUGCUUAAGAAAGCUGGAGCUUUAUGGCUUUGA
Messenger RNA from Capsicum annuum, 342 nucleotides. Its product is annotated as glutaredoxin-C9-like. Bases 1 to 342 code for a protein of 113 amino acids. The record is from RefSeq and is a predicted model, not a curated record. NCBI's taxonomy places the organism in Eukaryota, Viridiplantae, Streptophyta, Magnoliopsida, Solanales, Solanaceae. The transcript is spliced from 2 exons.